Messenger RNA from Hyaena hyaena (striped hyena), 3131 nucleotides. RefSeq names its product epithelial splicing regulatory protein 2 (gene ESRP2). Gene Ontology annotation, cellular component: ribonucleoprotein complex. The transcript is spliced from 15 exons. The coding region runs from base 106 to 2286 and encodes 726 amino acids. Gene Ontology annotation, molecular function: RNA binding. Lineage: Eukaryota; Metazoa; Chordata; Mammalia; Carnivora; Hyaenidae. The record is from RefSeq and is a predicted model, not a curated record.
ACACGGGGUCCCGCCCAAGCUGAUUCGUGUCUGCCGUCGGCCGGUGCGUGCGUGCGCCUCGUCGGUCCGCGUGUGUCUGGCCGAGCGCCCCCUUCCUCUGCGGCCAUGACUCCGCCGCCUCCCCAGCCACCGCCCCCGGACUCGAACCCCGCCUCAGACUCCGCCACCGACCCCCGCCCCGGGCCUGGACCCCUGGUCGUACUGUUCGGAGCCACGGCCGGUGCGAUGGGGCCGGACCUGGGCUCCGACGAGACCGACUUAAUUCUCCUAGUCUGGCAAGUGGUGGAGCCGCUGAGCCGUCAGGUGGGGACGUUGCACAAGUCAUUGGUUCGCGCUGAGGCGGCCGCACUGAGCCCGCAGUGCCGCGAGGCGAGCGGCCUGAGUGCCGACAGCUUGGCGCGGGCCGAGCCUCUGGACAAGGUGCUGCAGCAGUUCUCACAGCUGGUGAGCGGGGAUGUGGCUCUGCUGGGCGGGGGCCCCUACAUGCUAUGCACUGAUGGGCAGCAGCUGCUGCGACAGGUCCUGCACCCUGAGGCCUCCAGGAAGAACCUGGUGCUCCCCGACACCUUCUUCUCCUUCUACGACCUCCGCAGAGAAUUCCAUGUGCAGCACCCGAGCGUCCGCCCUGCCAGGGAGCUCACCGUGGCCACCAUGGCGCAGGAUUUGGGGCUGGAGACAGAUGCCACAGAGGAUGACUUUGGGGUCUGGGAAGUGAAGACAAUGGUAGCUGUCAUCCUCCAUCUGCUCGAAGGGCCCAGUGGUCAAUUGUUUUCGAAGGCAGAGGUGGUAAAGCAGAAAUAUGAGACAGGUCCUUGCUCUGACUCCGUGCCCUGCCCCCACAGCAGCAAGGCCGAUGUGGUGGACAGUGAGACUGUAGUUCGGGCCCGUGGGUUGCCCUGGCAGUCAUCUGACCAGGACGUGGCUCGAUUCUUCAAAGGACUCAACAUUGCCCGGGGUGGUGUAGCGCUCUGCCUCAACGCCCAGGGCCGCAGAAAUGGCGAGGCCCUCAUCCGCUUUGUGGACAGCGAGCAGCGGGACCUAGCGCUGCAGAGACACAAACACCACAUGGGUGUCCGCUAUAUUGAGGUAUAUAAAGCAACAGGAGAGGAGUUUGUCAAGAUUGCAGGGGGCACAUCACUAGAGGUGGCUCGUUUCCUGUCACGGGAAGACCAAGUGAUUCUGCGGCUACGGGGACUACCCUUCUCGGCUGGGCCGGCAGACGUGCUAGGCUUUCUGGGGCCAGAGUGCCCGGUGACUGGGGGUGCUGAUGGGCUGCUCUUUGUGCGCCACCCUGACGGCCGGCCCACUGGUGAUGCCUUUGCCCUCUUUGCCUGCGAGGAGCUGGCACAGGCUGCACUGCGCAGGCACAAGGGCAUACUGGGUAAGCGAUACAUUGAACUCUUCAGGAGCACUGCGGCCGAGGUGCAGCAGGUCCUGAACCGCUAUGCAUCCAGCCCACUCCUUCCCACACUCACGGCUCCACUGCUGCCUAUCCCCUUCCCACUGGCAGCUGGGACUGGGAGAGAUUGUGUACGCCUUCGAGGCCUGCCCUACACAGCCACCAUUGAAGACAUCCUUAGCUUUCUGGGGGAGGCAGCUGCUGACAUCCGGCCCCACGGCGUGCACAUGGUGCUCAAUCAGCAGGGCCGGCCGUCGGGUGAUGCUUUUAUCCAGAUGACAUCGGCAGAGCGGGCCUUAGCUGCUGCUCAGCGUUGCCAUAAGAAAGUGAUGAAGGAACGCUACGUGGAAGUGGUCCCCUGCUCCACAGAGGAGAUGAGCCGUGUGCUGAUGGGGGGCACCUUGGGCCGUAGUGGCAUGUCCCCUCCACCCUGCAAGCUGCCCUGCCUCUCACCACCCACCUACGCCACCUUCCAGGCCACCCCAACACUCAUUCCCACUGAGACGGCAGCUCUGUAUCCCUCUUCAGCGCUGCUCCCGGCUGCCAGGGUGCCUGCUGCCCCCACCCCUGUUGCCUACUACCCAGGGCCACCCACUCAACUCUACAUGAACUACACAGCUUACUACCCCAGCCCUCCCGUUUCCCCCACCACCGUGGGCUACCUCACCACACCCUCUGCUGCCCUGGCCUCUGCUUCCACCUCAGUGUUGUCCCAGCCAGGAGCCCUGGUCCGUAUGCAGGGUGUCCCAUAUACUGCUGGUAUGAAGGAUCUGCUCAGCAUCUUCCAGGCUUAUCAGUUAGCCCCUGAUGACUACACCAGUUUGAUGCCUGUUAGUGACCCGUCUCGGACUGUGCUACAGGCCCCCAAAGAGUGGGUGUGUUUGUAGGUGAGGGAGCCAGGAGGUAAGAGCUGGCUAACGUCGAACAUGACUCUCUUGCAUCCAGAAAACCAGCACCCUUGACCAGGUGGCUUCUUUCUGGCUUGUCAAAGCUCUCAGAAAGCACCUAGAGGAGCUCAAGCCCCAGCUCCAUUUCCCAGUUAUUGCCCUGCCUGUUCACCCCAAAGAUGAUGGCUGGACCCUGCACGCAGGACUGGGGGUUGAAACAUGUCUCCUUGCUCCCAACGGUCUGAUCUGGGCCUCCUGAGUAGCACCGAGCGCCACACUGAGAGUUGUGGCUAUGGCCCGUGCCUUCAGAUUCUGUGGGGCGGAUGUCCACAGCAGGCCUACUUUCUUUUUAAAAAUGUAAGCCCUGGUGCCUUCAAUGUAUGACUCCUGGGAGCUUUUGAGUAAAGAUCCCAAUGUUCUACCUUCCCCUAUCCCUCCUGGUAGGGACAGGGAGGCAGAGAGUGCUGGCCCCAGCCCCCAAGAUACUUGGACCUCAGUGGCCACGUUUGUACCAGGUGGUACCAUCUAAGGAUGCUAGCUCCCCUCCAGCUUGACACAAGGAGUAUCAGGUGGCAAAAUCACAAGCUGUUUUGAUGGACUAUACUGCAGUAUCCCCAAAGGACACUAGGGGGCAGGAGGCCCUCACACAAAAAAUCCGGCUCGAAUUUUAAAGGGGACUUUCUGCCCACUUUUCACACACAUUUGGGCAGGCCAGUUGUCCUGAACUCAGCAGACACCGUGGAAUGUCCUCUGCACCCAUUAGAGGGUACAGAACUGAUGAUUCAGGAGGAAUUUUGGAACUCUACUCACUCCUCCGUAAAAUAAACAAAGGUUCUAACCAAGUG